Messenger RNA from Geosmithia morbida, 2100 nucleotides. RefSeq lists its product as uncharacterized. Bases 1 to 2100 code for a protein of 699 amino acids. The record is from RefSeq and is a predicted model, not a curated record. NCBI's taxonomy places the organism in Eukaryota, Fungi, Ascomycota, Sordariomycetes, Hypocreales, Bionectriaceae. The transcript is spliced from 2 exons.
AUGACACCGAGUAAACGGGGUCCCUCGGUUCUGGUGACCGACGCGCGAGAACGCCAGGAUGCACGAAGGCCAUCAUCCCGCCCGGGUUCCUCCCAGGGCCAACCCCGUUCGCCCAUGCGUUUCAUGACGGUCGACAACGUUCUUCAAUUCAACACGCAGAUCCCAUCUGGCCAGCCGCGCAUGCCUCCCCUGCCGGCAGCACGACAGCCGGCGUCAUCCGGCAGCGGAAGCAGUCGACCCGCGCCCGUGCGUCGCGUCAUGUCGUCCGGCGGCGGCGGCGGCGGCGGCAUCGCCAACACGCAGUCUCGCACGGGCAGGCCCAUGCCGUCGCGCACAUCCAAGAUAAGCGAGAAGCUCGUGCUCCUACCGGACACGGCUGACAAGGACGACGACGACGACGAGGUGCUGGCGGACGAGGAGAGCCGAUGCGAGGAGUUGGCGCGCCGCGGUCUGCUGGACGACAACGCUGGAGGUCCCCUGAAGGACGAGGAGCUCGAGGUGCUCCGGAUGCGCGGUGGCGUCAGGGGCAAGAGCUACGCCGAGAGGCUGCCGAAGCGCCAGAGGGCCGACAAGGUCAGCCGGCUCACGGCCUACUGCAUGGCGCAGGCCUUCAAGAUGAAGGCGACGGCCGCCUUCCUACGGGACCACCACGGGGCCAAGACGAAGCUGUAUGACGACUGCCUGUACGUCAUCUACUCGCUGCCCUUGCUCAACGGCAUGGACGGAUGUCGUGUGCGCAGCAGGCCCAUCCUCAAGACGCCCGGGACAGGCAAGACGGUGCUCGACUUGGAGAUUGAGCGCAGCGAGUGGCGCGACCAUCAUGAAGGGUACUUUGAGGAUGACGCGUACACCAAGGAUACCGCCGCCGCAAACCACUCCCCCUUUGAAGAAGAAGAGGACAUGUCAUCUUCCCACCCGGAACGGCAUCAGCAUGGUCAACAUCAGCAGCAAGACCAAUCCCAGCAGCAGCAGCAGCAGCACCAGCAUCAGCAUCAGCAGCGACGGCACAACAAAGAACAACAGCAGCACUAUCGCGAUACCGAAGCAGCGCACCUGAACCGUCUAGCGCCAGACACCAAGAACCUAGGCGAGAUUUUCGUCUUCUCGUACGGCGUGGUGGUGUUCUGGAACUUCUCGGAGAACCAGGAGAAGGACAUACUGGCGGACCUGACGUUCGCGGACGCUGAGAAGGACGGGGCCAGCCUCCUGACGCGGCCCCUGGAGCAGGACGACUACGAGACGGAGGAAUUCCAUUUCGAGUACAGCUCCGACGUGCAGCGCCCGCGCGUAUUCAACGACAUGUUCACUCUGAUGCCUCGGUCGGACCACAUGAUCAAGCUGACCAUCAGCCACGCCAUUGCCCAGAGCACGCGCCUCUGCUUCUUCGAGGAGCGCAUGAGCGAGACCAUGCUGGAUGCCCAGCACGUGCCCAAGAACCUGGCGCUGACGGGCGAGCUCAACAUGACACGCACCGAGAUCGUCCGCAUCCUCGGCCGCCUCUUCAAGAGCCGCGUCGACAUCAACCUGUCCUCCAACGUCCUCGACGUCCCCAACUUCUUCUGGGACUCGGAGCCGACCCUCCACCCCCUCUACGCCGCCAUAAGGGACUACCUCGAGAUCGACCCGCGCAUAAAGGUCCUCAACGAGCGCUGCCGCGUCUUCCUCGACCUCGCCGAGAUCCUGUCCGACUCCAUCGCCGACUCCAAGAUGAGCGCCAUCACCUGGAUCGUCAUCAUCCUCAUCGUCGUCUCCAUCCUCGUCACCGUCACAGAGGUCGUCCUGCGAUUCGCCAUGCUCCAGCGCAGUAGUGGCCCCAACAACGACAGCAACCCCGUCAACGACCUCAUUGUUGCAUCACCCCUUCAGUCUGCCGCUCCUCCUAUUCUCGUCGACAACAAGAGUCUCGUUCCUUCCUCUGCUGCUGCUGCCCCUCAACGCGACAAUGCCGUCGUCGACGAGUCCGAUCUGGACGCCCUCACCAGGGUGCUGGGUAUCCCGUCCAACUCUACAAUGGACGAUAUCGUCUCGGGCAUAUGGCAGCUCAAGACGCAGGCCAAGGGCUCUUCCGCGUAUCUUGACGACACUACAAAUGAAGCAUAA